Teleopsis dalmanni is the source of this 590-nucleotide messenger RNA. Its product is annotated as sperm-specific protein Don juan-like. The coding region runs from base 107 to 451 and encodes 114 amino acids. NCBI's taxonomy places the organism in Eukaryota, Metazoa, Arthropoda, Insecta, Diptera, Diopsidae. The record is from RefSeq and is a predicted model, not a curated record. The transcript has 2 exons.
UAUAGUUUUUAUUUUACGUAAAGUAAAUUACGAAAUUUGGCUCUUCAAAAAUUAUUUGUUUAAAUUUUAUUUGAGUUGGAAAAGUUUUUAUUAAAAGGAAAUUGAGAUGAGUAAUAGUUAUUUAAAUUUUAUUGAGGAGUUUUAUGCUUCCAACAAGGACCUGACACUAGUUCAGGUUGCGAAAGCAGCGCGAGCGGCCUGGGCUACCCUACCAUGCAAAGAUAAACUUAAGUACCAUAUGGAGAGUAUUGAAGGCAUCCUCGAUGACUUAGCUAUGGAAUGUGGAACAUGUGGAAAGAAAAAGAAGAAAAAGGGUUGUGCGAAGAAGAAGCCAAAUAAAUGUGCUAAGAAGAAGAAACGCAAUCCGUGUGCUAAGAAGAAGAAGCCAACGUGUAAGCCAAAGCGUAAUCCGUGCAAGAAGAAGAAAAAGCGUCGUCAAAUUUGUUGCUAAUAAGUAAUACAUUUUCAAAGCAGACUGGAAUAAAAAUAAUUGGGUGGAAAUUCACAUCACUUGCUUCCUUCCAGUCUGUAUAGCCCACCACAUUUAACUAAUGGUUAAUUAUAUUAAUCUUCGUGCUGCUAAAAAAACG